GCAGUAAUCGCCCGUAUCUGCUGUUGAAUAGACUGUAAACAAAACGUCGAAUGAAUGUAAACACAAAUAACUAUAAUAAAAUAAGUACCUCACGGACGCUAGACUGCUAGAGGUAACUGAACGUGAAAAUAACACGCUCUUAUCAAAGAAAACUUGCGGUUUUUGAAAUAAACUGAGACCUUACAAAUACGACCCGUUGAGCCAGUUCGAAACCGAACCCGGCCAGAAUGUCGACAAGUGCCAGAUAUUUCCAGAAAAACGAUGUGGAAUUCGAAGAGGACCACUUCGGUCUUUUCACUGAUAAAACGACUGGUGAAACUAGUUCAGUAAGAAGGUUUACAUGGAGGAAUUCUAAUGGUGUUUGUGUCCAGGUAAUCACAUAUGGAGCCACUAUCACUUCUAUCAAAUUGCCUGGAAAAAAUGGAGAGAUAGAUGAUAUCGUGAUGGGAUUCAAAGACAUGGAAGGAUACCUGAACCGCCUGAACCCAUACUUUGGCGCCACAGUGGGCCGAGUAGCAAACCGAGUAGGCUACGCUAGAAUAACAAUCGACGAUAUCACCUACAAUGUAACCGCCAAUCUAGGCCAGCACCAGCUCCACGGGGGUUUGAAAGGGUUCGACAAAGUCAACUGGAACUACUACGUCAAAGAUACCAAAGUGGUCCUCAGUUACUUGAGUGUCGACUUGGAAGAAGGAUAUCCCGGAGACGUGUUGGUCAACGUUUCGUUCGAGUUGUCCAAUAGCAACGAGUUCCUGGUGGAUUUCAAGGCUACCACGACGAAGCCUACGUUUGUCAAUUUGACGAAUCAUUCCUACUUCAAUUUGGCUGGGCACAACAAAGGGGCAGAGGAGCUGUAUAAGCACGUUAUUGCUAUCAAUGCGGAUCAUACCACGGAUGUUGACGAAAACUCUAUACCCUCAGGUAAAAUACUUCCAGUUCGAGGAACAAUAUUCGACUUGCGAACACCGAAAGUCCUCGGUGACGUCAUCCACAAGAUCCCAGGCUACGACGGCUACGACCACAACUUCUGCGUGAACAAAGCGACCGACCAAGAGAUGACCUUCGUGGCCAGCGCUGUCCAUCCCCCCAGCGGUCGCGCUCUGGAGGUCUACAGCAACCAGCCAGGCGUCCAGUUUUACUGCUCCAACAGCAUCCCGGAAGAUCCCAAGAAAUACCGAGGGGAUCCAGCGAAGUUGGAACGCUUGGUCGGUAAAGAUGGGGCUUAUUAUAAGCACGGCGCGUUCUGUUUCGAGACCCAGAAUUGGCCAGAUGCAGUUAACCAUACGGACUUUCCACCGGCAGUUUUAUAUCCUGGGAAGGAAUACCACCAUAAGGUUGUCUACAAGUUCUUCGUCAACUGAAUAGCGCAAGUGGAACUAUACAGGAAAAUUCAAUAUUGUUAUAGACGUUUAUGGAACAUUGCUUUUUUUGAUCGACUUAUAACUAAUCAGUAUAUUAUAUCCUCGCUUGUAUUUUUGAGGAUGUAAUCGUAUUAUCGUAUUUAUUUUCGUAUACAUUCAUUGUUAGUUCCGAUUGGUUGAUACCUCGAUUCGAUGGAGAUAAAAAUGUGAAAUAGUCGUCUUCAUGAAAUACUUUUUGCAUGCGUUCAUCAUUAUAUGACUUGAAGUCACUUUCGUAAAAAUAAAAAAAAGCUGAUUUGUGUACAAAUUCAUAUUUCAUUUGUCUACUUCAUUGAAUGAUACCAUGAAAUUACAAAAUAAAACAAUAAAGUGCA
Phaedon cochleariae (mustard beetle) is the source of this 1735-nucleotide messenger RNA. NCBI's taxonomy places the organism in Eukaryota, Metazoa, Arthropoda, Insecta, Coleoptera, Chrysomelidae. The record is from the annotation of a GenBank genome assembly.